Molecule: messenger RNA, 1294 nt
Organism: Nymphaea colorata (pocket water lily)
Lineage: Eukaryota; Viridiplantae; Streptophyta; Magnoliopsida; Nymphaeales; Nymphaeaceae
Product: cinnamoyl-CoA reductase-like SNL6
Exons: 5
Coding region: 121-1158 (345 amino acids)
Biological process (GO): steroid biosynthetic process
Molecular function (GO): 3-beta-hydroxy-Delta5-steroid dehydrogenase (NAD+) activity
Source: RefSeq, a predicted model, not a curated record
UCGAUGCCAGAACUCCUACCAGACCCACUUCAAUAACUCCCUCCAUCUCUCUCUACUCUCUCUCUCUCUCUCGCAAGUUGCAACAACCACCGCCCACCCGUCUUCCCCCACGCUCUUUGAAUGCCAGAUCCGUCUACUUCUUUCCUUUUUAAAUUGCGUCUUCCUCUCCCCAUUUCCCUCCCCAACUCACACCCAGCUCUCUCUCGCUUUCUCUCAUUUUCUCUUUCUCUUCGUCCCAAGCCACUCAGAGACCAAAUGGCACCAGCAGCAGACCCUGCAGCCCCUAAGUCCGUGUGCGUCAUGGACGCCUCCGGCUACCUCGGCUCCCGCAUGGUCAGCCAACUUCUCCGCAAAGGCUACGCCGUUCAUGCUGCUGUCAACAAUGGAGCGGAGCUGGAAUUCUUGCAAAGCCUGGCCGUAGAGAACAGCGAGAAUUUGAAGAUGUACUCAUGUGAUCCACUUGAUUACCAGAGCAUAGUAGAUGCCCUCAGGGGAUGCUGUGGUCUGUUCUACACUUUUGAGCCUCCUCACUACCAGCCAACCUACGAUGAACUGAUAAUGGAGGUCGAAGUCCGGGCUGCACACAAUGUCCUCGAAGCUUGUGCUCAAACUGAGACAAUGGAAAAGGUUGUGUUUACAUCAUCGGUCGCGGCCGUCAUCUGGAAGGAAAACAGGAAGACGGUGACGGAAUUCGAUGAACGCAGCUGGACUGAUGCUAAUUUCUGCAGAAACUUCAAGCUGUGGUACGCCUUGACCAAGACCGUAGCCGAGAAGACCGCAUGGGCGCUUGCAAUGGACCGGGGAGUCAGCAUGGUGUCGGUCAAUGCUGGUCUGGUGACCAUCCCGGACCUAUCUGCAACGCACCCGUACCUCAAGGGCGCGGCCGAGAUGUAUGAGGAUGGAGUUCUGGUCACCGUAGACGUCGACUACCUCGUCGACGCCCAUAUCAGAAUCUUUGAGAAGCCGGCGACAUACGGCCGGUAUAUCUGCUUCAACCGGCUCAUCAACCGCGAAGAAGACGCGGUUAAACUGGCCCAGUUGUUGACUCCUACCGCUGCCUUACCCCAAAGCAAUGAUUCAAAAAUACACCAACAGAGGAUCAGCAACAAGAAGCUGAACAAACUAGUGGUUGAUUUUACAGGAGGACUCAAAGCUUGAAUAGAUUAAAAAAGUGUGUUUCUGGGCACGUCAACAAAGGCUGUCAAAUGUACACAUCGUCUAUGUCUUUUCUUAAAUAUAAAUAACGUGUAUUUUUAUCAUUCUUAUUAAUGAAAAAUGCAAAUGUAGUUGCUAA